AUGGUUGGGCGGCCUAUUGUCAUCAGUGGUCCCUCUGGAACAGGUAAAUCCACUUUGCUGAAGAAGCUGUUUGCUGAGUUCCCAGACAAGUUUGGAUUUUCCGUGUCCAACACCACGAGAAAACCUAGACCUGGUGAAAAAGACGGUGUCGAUUACCACUUCACCACGGUAGAGGACUUCAAGAAGAUGAUUGAAGAAAACAAAUUCAUUGAAUGGGCCCAGUUCUCCGGCAACUACUACGGCACCUCUGUGAAAGCUGUGCAAGACGUGGCCGAAGUGAUGAAGAGAACGUGUAUUUUGGACAUUGAUAUGCAGGGUGUCAAGAGCGUCAAGAAGACCAACCUGGGAGCCCGAUUCCUCUUUAUUUCUCCUCCGUCCAUCGAAGAGCUCAAGAAGAGGCUCGAGAGCCGUGGAACAGAGACCCCUGAAUCUCUUGCCAAGCGGCUUGCUGCUGCAUCUGCGGAGAUGGAGUACGCCAGGGCAGGUGGACACGACAAGGUCAUUGUCAACGAUGACCUUGAGAAGGCGUACUCUGAGCUGAAGGAGUUCAUUUUCGCCGAGCCCAUCUAA
Ogataea polymorpha is the source of this 570-nucleotide messenger RNA. RefSeq lists its product as uncharacterized. The transcript has a single exon. Gene Ontology annotation, molecular function: GMP kinase activity. Gene Ontology annotation, cellular component: cytosol. Lineage: Eukaryota; Fungi; Ascomycota; Pichiomycetes; Pichiales; Pichiaceae. Gene Ontology annotation, biological process: purine nucleotide metabolic process. Bases 1 to 570 code for a protein of 189 amino acids. The record is from RefSeq and is a predicted model, not a curated record.